UACGACCAAUGAUAAAUCGCCAAAUACGCGAUUCCAUUUAGUGAUGCUUACAAAAAUAUAUCUACGAUUAAAUGUCCGCUUGAGUUACGAAGCUAUGAUACGUCAGCUAUGAAUGAAUACCAAGUAAACAGUGGCAAGGAUUUUGUGUAAAUCGACAGAUUGAUUUGAUGAAGGAAAAAAGAAAAGGAGAUAAAGAGACGACGCUGCGUAUAAGUCUUUCGAACGCAGUUAUAUCAGGCUGUUAGCAUUGUUAAUUAAUUUCACCGAGUGGCUGAGAGUGAGAACAGCUGAUCAAAGGAGACACAGGGCUAAUUAUAUUAACGAUGGAAAGAGCCGCGGUCAGAAUAAUAAUAAAAGCACCGAAUCAGCAGAUUAAAGAUCAAAUAAUAAAUUGCAACAUUGGGUGGACCGUGGGCCAAUUGAAAGAAUAUUUGUCCGACGUUUAUCCCAAUAAACCAGAGCCAGCAAACCAAAAACUUAUAUAUUCAGGACAAUUAUUAAAUGAUUCCGUGUGUUUAAAAGAUGUGUUGAGACACUGUAAUGGACAAGAGGAUCAAACUUAUAUAAUUCACUUGGUCUGCGCUUCACAAAAGACAUUGACAAAUAAAAUAAUGACUGACCAAGUCGUAGAAAACACAAAUAUAAUUUCUGUUGUAAGAAGUACAGAACAUAUGAGAUUAAAUAACACGAAUAAUAUACAAAAUCAAAGUCAACAUAAUAACAAUAACAAUAAUAAUAAUAAUGUUGCUAUGCAACAUACUUCUGCACAACUGUACUCUACACAAUAUUUUGAUCCACGGAAUAGUCAACAAAUGGCUUGGAUGCAACAAGCAUAUAACCAUUAUUUUACACAAUAUAUGCAAUUAAUAGCAGCACAAGGAAUACAAUUACAAACUAGCAUUCCAUAUGUUCAACAAAUGAAUGUCAAUACAAAUAAUAGUGUUCAAAAUCCAUAUACAAAUAACACAAAUAAUAACAACAGCAAUAAUAAUAAUAACAAUAACAACAACAAUAAUAAUAACAAUGUAGGUGACGAGCAACAACCUGGUGCUCAAGAAGGUGAUGUUAAUGGAGGAAAUAAUGGUGCUGGAGAAGAUGGUGCAUUUAACAGAGAUUGGCUAGAUGUUUUUUACAUGCUGUCUAGAAUAAUUGUUCUUUUCAGUAUAGUAUAUUUUUAUUCAUCUCCUCUAAGAUUUCUGAUUGUUACGUUUCUUGGCUUUGCAAUGUAUCUAUAUCAAGGUGGUUUUUUCCGAGUACAACCUAUUUUAUUAGCUGAAAAUAAUAACGGUAGAGGAGACCGGAUGGAUAACAAUAAUCAAAUAUUACAAAAUGAAGCAAUAGGACCUCAAGCUGUACCACAGCAACAAAAUGGUCAAGUUCCAACAGUACAGGCAGAGGCAAGAACAAAUGCAAAUGAAGAACAUGAAGAGGAGAGACCUGGUGCACUUGCUUUUACUUGGACAUUUUUCAGUACAUUUUUUGCAUCGCUUAUUCCAGAUCAACCAAAUGUUAUUUAAUUUUAAUGAAUGUCAAUUUAUUAUAUUUAACCUUGUUGUUAUAAAGUUAAGUUUCUUUCUUU
Messenger RNA from Frieseomelitta varia, 1579 nucleotides. RefSeq names its product homocysteine-responsive endoplasmic reticulum-resident ubiquitin-like domain member 2 protein (gene Herp). The coding region runs from base 324 to 1517 and encodes 397 amino acids. The transcript has 4 exons. The record is from RefSeq and is a predicted model, not a curated record. Gene Ontology annotation, molecular function: protein binding. Gene Ontology annotation, biological process: endoplasmic reticulum unfolded protein response. NCBI's taxonomy places the organism in Eukaryota, Metazoa, Arthropoda, Insecta, Hymenoptera, Apidae.